UGAGACCGCGCUGUCUUCUGCGUGGGCUGCGGCCACCGGCGGGGAACGAGGUGCGAUGCGGGUUCCCUGCCAGCAGAGCCCGGUGCUGGCGGGCAGCGCCGCCCUGGCCGCCCUGGGGGCUUUGGUCCUGUACCUGGCGGAGCCCUCCGGCUACGGGAAGUACUCGGAGCGCGCAAUGCCCGCCGCUGCUCGCCUGCCAGCCCGCGCAGCCUGGUUCCUGCAGGAGUUGCCAUCCUUCGCCGUGCCUGCGGGGAUCCUCGCCCGGCAGCCGCGUGCUCUCUUCGGCCCUCCGGCCACCGUGCUUCUGGGCCUCUUCUGCGGACAUUACUUCUACAGGACAUUUGUUUACUCAUUGCGUACUAGAGGGAGGCCUUUUCCAGUUGUGUUCCUCGUCAAAGGCUUUGUUUUCUGCAUGGGAAAUGGACUUCUCCAAGGCUACUAUCUGAUUUACUGUGCUGAAUACCCUGCUGAUUGGUACACAGACAUACGGUUUAGCCUGGGUGUCUUCUUAUUUAUUUUGGGAAUGGGGAUCAACAUUCAUAGCGACUGUAUACUGCGCCAGCUCAGGAAGCCUGGAGAAGUCAUCUAUAGGAUUCCACAAGGUGGCUUGUUUACCUACGUUUCUGGAGCCAAUUUCCUUGGUGAGAUCAUUGAAUGGAUCGGCUAUGCCCUGGCCACGUGGUCGCUCCCAGCGCUUGCAUUUGCCUUUUUCUCAUUUUGUUUCCUUGGGCUGCGAGCUUUUCACCACCAUAGGUUCUACCUCAAGAUGUUUGAGGACUACCCCAAAUCUCGGAAAGCCCUCAUUCCAUUCAUCUUUUAAAGAAACCAAAUAAAAAGGAACAGAGCUCCCACAUGACUGUCGAGCACCAUCAGGCUGCUGAACCUGUAACUUUUAAAGCUGCACUGUGCAUAUACAUAAUAGUAGGCUUCUUGCGUUCCAACAGCUGUCCUGGAGAUCCUGUGAAGUGGGUACUUAGUGUGUACUCCACUGUCCCAGAGCGUCUCUUUCCUGAUCUCCUUUUGAAGCUUCGACAAGGCUCUUUCCCACACAGAGGCAUCUAUCUGCUUCUUAGCUAUUCCUCCUAGAAAGUAUAGAACUUCCCUAUAUUUUUUUCUUUGGGUGAUCUGAGUACGUGUGGCUGAAUACCUACUCUACAUCAAUGUAAGACAUCUCUGUAGUCAGAGAGGUUCCCAGUUGAGGGCAUUGCUUAUAGAUUUUAUUAAAGGUACAUAUUCUAUACGCAUAUAAAUUAGCAGAUAUUGUAAAUCUGAAGCUGCAUGGAUCCUGAGCAAAUCUACUCCCAAAUGGAAACUCAGUCACACUUUCCUUUUCCUUAGUUAAUUAUGAAAGAUGUGAGAUGGACUUUUAAUAGAGGAGGCUCUCUUCAUCUUGCUAAAGAUGCAACGAUGCACUGACCCCAUUUCAAACUUGUAUAUUAUCUCAGUGCCCCUAUCUUCUGAAAGAUUCCAUGAUCCCUGUUGGAGAUAUCCCCAAAACUGGUGUGGGUUUUAUUGAAGGACGGCUUUUCAUGACCACAAAGAGAAAGACAUGACUCUGGUUGGCUCCUGAGAGAAUUAAAAAAAAGUGUUUUAUAGUAGACAUGGUCAACUCUGGUAUUCUCUGAAACCUGUGGAAAUAUCCAAGUAAUGAGAGAAUGUUAAAGAAGGGAAUUGACUGGAUAAGAUCAUACAUGGCUUGCCUGAAGACAAUUGCAGUGACACUGAAGCAUAUCAGAAGCACUCAGCAGCUCUCCUCUUCUGGGAUUUCUUCACUGCAGUCCUCGGGAUCUGAUCAGGAAGGCAUUUCCUGGGGGUAGACUGAACAGCAGUCCUCAGAAUCCCUGAGGGCAGAUGCUGAACCUCUGCCUCUGAACCAGAGGGACGCAACUGGGCAGAAAGCCUGUUUUGUUUGGCUCAGACAGGGCUUCACACAUAGUUUGACUUCCUUUUUUUCAACAUUUGAAGUUUCCAAAAUUUCAAAGUUAGGUCUCUACAUUUCAAUUGUCUUUAAAAAGUUGGAGGAUCUGAGAUCAUGAAGCCCACUAAGAAUGGGGACUGAUCAGCUAGUAGGCAUUAGAAUUUGCAACCUCGGUGGAGGGGUCACCUAGCAUGGGAACUUGACAUCGGGCUCUCUAGGGAGGGGCUGAACAUUCAUAAUCAGAAUGUACAAAAAUAUUUGUCCCCUCAGGUCCAGGUUUGUGGCAAGUGUUGGUAAUAUUUAGCAAGCCCUUUUGAGAAAUGAACACUAGGUUUAUCACACGAGGUACUAAGUACAGAAAUUCGCUAUAUAAGAAACAUAGAAUGCUCAGAAGAUCUAAGAAUGAUAUAUAUUACUGAAGAAUAUAAAUUGUAAUCAUAUAAGUGUUUUUCUGUUUAUUAAAUGCCUCUCAAAUCAUGGAUGCUAAGUAAUUUUGUUUGAAUUUAAAGAUCCCUGGGCUCAUAAAGAUUUUUAUAAGGUGUUGA
Messenger RNA from Felis catus (domestic cat), 2463 nucleotides. RefSeq names its product steroid 5 alpha-reductase 2 (gene SRD5A2). Bases 56 to 820 code for a protein of 254 amino acids. Gene Ontology annotation, biological process: steroid biosynthetic process. Gene Ontology annotation, cellular component: membrane. Lineage: Eukaryota; Metazoa; Chordata; Mammalia; Carnivora; Felidae. The transcript is spliced from 5 exons. The record is from RefSeq and is a predicted model, not a curated record. Gene Ontology annotation, molecular function: 3-oxo-5-alpha-steroid 4-dehydrogenase activity.